Molecule: messenger RNA, 1893 nt
Organism: Tachysurus vachellii
Lineage: Eukaryota; Metazoa; Chordata; Actinopteri; Siluriformes; Bagridae
Gene: clec3ba
Product: C-type lectin domain family 3, member Ba
Exons: 3
Coding region: 761-1369 (202 amino acids)
Biological process (GO): biological process involved in interspecies interaction between organisms
Cellular component (GO): external side of plasma membrane
Molecular function (GO): carbohydrate binding
Source: RefSeq, a predicted model, not a curated record
AGCCAUAGUACUGCAGUUUACCUUAUUCGAUAUACAGCUAUUUUUCAACACAGCUAUUUUUCCUCUAGGGGCUGAAGUUGGUGCAUUAGACCUUUGCUGGAACAAGUUUGACAUGCUAAUUAUACAUUAGACUUGUAGUUAGACCAAAAAAAAAGUAGUAUCCUGGUUUAGUGGUAUCCUGGGGAAAACAAGGCCUGUCUGACUAUCUGUCUGUCUAUCUAUUAUUUUGACUGUUUUUCUGCCUGCCUGUCUGUAGCAUUACAUUUGAUGUCGCAUAAGGCAACUAUUUUAUAUGUGUAUUUUAUUAUCCAUGAUUUGACUUUAAUGUAUAUUUAAUGAGUGGAGAAAAGUAGAGAUAUGGUGUGUGUAAAAAUGUUAAUAAAGUUCUUAUAAAGUACUAUCAAAGAAAGGUUUAUGAACUCAACUGUACAGUGAUUUCUCUUUCCAUGCCUCUGGAGAUAAUACCAAUAGCCAACACUACCAAAUCUAAGGGUUACAUCUGUCUGUCUGUUAGCAUAACAUAUUUGUCAGUACAGUUGCUUAUUUUCUUUGUGUGGAGUAAUACAAUAAAGCUGAGAAAAGCUGGAGUUUUGGGUGGAAUUCCUGCAGCUGGUUAAUGGGUGGGGUGAUGUGCUGACAAAGUUCCAGUGUUUCAUUAGGGUCCCAGACGGCUCUGUUACAUGUUACACGACACAGAAGUAUUCAAGCCUUUGGAUUUCUCUGUUCAGAAUAAGAUUUAGGAAUCCAGAGUAAAGUAAAUAUGACUUUCAGAGGUGUUGCACUCUUACUGUGCAUUGUGUGCACUACACACUGCCUGCUCGAGCAGAGCACACAGACAAAGAAUGAAACAAAAGAUGUGCUGCUGGAUUCAGUUGAUCACAGUGCUGCCAUUGAAGAGCUGAGGAAAAAGAUUGAUGAGAUUAUAAAUGAUCUGAAUGUCCUGAAGACAGUUCAUGCUCUGCAAUUAGUUUGUCUGAAAGGCAUCAAGGUUCCAGGAAAGUGUUUCCUAGCCAGCCCAGUAAAGAAGGACUUCUAUGCUGCUACCAAUGAUUGCAUCUCACAGGGUGGCAGCCUGAGCACUCCUGUUACAGGCAAUGAGAAUUACCAGCUCUAUGUCUAUGCGCAUGAGACAAUUGGAGCCAGGGAACACAUCUGGCUGGGCAUUAACGACAUGCUGAAAGAGGGGGAGUGGGUUGAUAAAUCAGGGUCCAGGAUACUUUUCCAAAAUUGGGAGACAGAGGUCACCCGUCAGCCUGUCGGUGGCCGCAGCCAGAAUUGCGCCUUUAUGUCUGUCAUAGACAGCGGGAAGUGGUUCGAUGAGAACUGCCGUGCUGUGAAGGCCUUUGUAUGUGAGUUCAAUAUUGUCUGAGUGUCUUGCAUCUUAUUAUCUCUAACAAUGACCUUGAAACAUGUAAAUACAAACUGUCAGAAGUGGUGCAUCAUAAAUAACAACUUUGUAUAUUGUAUUUGUAAUAAGAAUUCUUAGAGCUAAUACUUGGCUUUAACAAUUCAGAACUAAGAAGUACUUAGUGCCUUCACAUUACAGACAUACUGCCAUUUCUGUUAUUUAUGUAUUUCCAUAUAAUCCUAAAAUGGAUAGUUAUGAUAGCAAUUUAUUACAUUUCAAAACAACAUUGAUUCACUUACUAUAAGAGGCACUUAUAUUCAGAUUCAAAACAAUUAAUAUUCUGAUAAGUAAUGUAGUCCAGUUAAACAGAUUACUUCACUACACAGUCAUGUUCAAUAAAACAGAUAUUUUAUUAUUUGUUGCAUAAUAUGGCUAUUGCUGCUUCCAGAGGACUUUACAACAUAAUAAGCCAGAUGUGUGAAUGAUCUGGAACAAUACUGACAUCAUCUGAACAUUAAAAUAAAUGUUCUUAUUUAUGUAACUUA